CAUGUGUACGUGAAAGUGAGAGGGUCGCGUCUGGCAGCGGCGAGCCCAGAGGAGGCGGGGCUGCGGGACCUCCUUGAAGUCCUUUUCUUCUCGCAGCCGCAGCUGCCUUGUGGCAAGCGUCCAAACGUCCAGUCAUUCUCCAGACUUCAAUUGGUGGAGUCACGUUGACUUCCCAGCGCUUGGACAUCUAUCGUAGUGACGGUCAUGUGAUGUGACUUGAGCGGAUGAGUGCCUCGUGUUACCGCGUUGUGGUGGUGGCUGUGGCUGUGGUAGUGGGAUGUGUCACUGCAAGCCCCCUGCAGCAGCCGCCACCCGAGGAAGCAUGUCCUCUACGUAAUUCUUGUCAGCAUCGCAAUGACACAUCAUAUAGAGAAGAUCCGUGUUACUGUGACUCUCUUUGCAACUCCUACGCCGACUGCUGCCACGACUCGGAGUACAGGAACGCCAGUCUGCAAACACGUGACGAAAACAGUGGCUUGAGGUGUGUUUCUGCCGCAGAUGAUGAUGAAGUGUACGCGAAGGUGACGUGUGGGGAGGGGUGGAGUGACGUGGAAGUUGAGGAGUUGUGUGUGGGCGGGGGUGUGCACACAGACCCCAUCUCUCGCCUGCUCGUCACCAGCACCACCACAGGGCACACCUACCUGAACUAUCACUGCGCCAUCUGUAACAACGACAUCCACGGCCUUCGCAUGUGGACGGCCAGCCUGUUUUGUGACCUGCCCCCGCACGCCGAUGUUGACAAGAAGGAUCUCGUGUUCCGGAAUGACACUUGGGGCGUCUUUUGGGGAGAUGCAGAGUCCCGGGAGCAUCGUCCGUGCUUUGUGUCCUCGAAGAUGCCGCGCGAUAUCAAGAAUCUGACGAGGAGUUGCUCCAACGCAGUCAGCACGUGCAGCAACGACUGGCAGGACGAGGAGGUGGCGGCACAGUGCCACACCUACACUGCCGUGGUGUAUGAUGACUCUCAUCGCUACAGGAACCCUCACUGUGCCAUCUGCAACAAUAUAAGCGACUUUGCUUGCUAUAAGAUAUACACUAGAGUUAACAGGCCCUUUGCUCUGCUGUUUGACUUCACGGAUCCCAGCGGAGGCAACCUAGUGGGCUCGUCGUCCCCGUGCAACGCCACACAGGUCUGGGAUCCUUUCUUCAAGCGGUGCAGGAGCAUCGUGUGUCCCAAACCUGGCCAAGACUACAGGUACGGCAGGUGUGUGACCUUGGGUGAUGCCAACUCCAAUGAAGGAAAUUUAUCCACCCCCGCGCCCACCACUGCCGCAAACACCACCAACGAAACUGUUAUCAGUGACAACAACAGUACAACCACCAGCCCCAUCAACACCACUGCCUACCCCAUCACUGACAAUACUACUAGUGUCACCACCAACACCACCACUACCAACCCUGAAAGUCUCCCCUUCAACACAACUACCACCACCACCAGCCCUGACACUCUCCCGUCCAACAUCACCACCACCACCACCACCACCACUACCAGCCCUGAAAGUCUUCCCUUCAACACAUCCACCACCACCAGCUCUGACAUCCUCCCAUCCACCACCACCACCACCCCUAACACCCUCCCCUCCACCACCAAUGCGACAGAGGUGCCCAGCACAACGCACUCCCCUGGAACUAACCUCAAUAUUAAGAACCCGAUUGUCUUCCCCGAGGAUCCCCCCACCACACAGCAGGUCCCUACCACGCCUGAACACCCAAUUGUCUUCCCCGAGGAUCCUCCCACCACGCCCCUACAAGAUGUUCCCACGAAUACCUCCAGCCUCACCUUCCCAACCACCACGCUCCCCGACACCACCCUGGACCCUGAAGCUGAGGUCUUCACCAACUACAGUAAAGAAUUCCUUGAGUGUCUGAAAGUGCUACUCAACGAGGAUGACUUCGUUGAGCUUUCCAACGGCACCGUGCACGUGCCAGUGUAUGGCCGCACCUACAGCCCUCAGGAUUACCAGAAGUACGGUGAUGGUGGCCUGGUUGUGUGUCAUAUCAUGGAGGAAGCUUCCGCCGAGACACGUAAAUUCUCCGAUGCCCUAGGCUGGGUGUCACUGGUUGGCCUGAGCCUCUCCUGCUUGUGCCUUCUGCUCCAUAUGUCAGCCUUCGCUCUCCUGCCGGAGUUGAGGAACCCUUCUGGCAGGAACCUCGCGUCGCUGUGCCUGGCGCUGCUGGCUGCCUACAUCACCAUGCUAGUCAACAUGGUGUCGAGGACGAGAGCCACAGGCUGCGUUAUUCUGGCGGUGGCCAUGUAUUACUUCUUCGUGACUUCCUUCACCUGGAUGAAUGUGAUCGCCUUCGACGUGUGGUACACCUUCCGUCUGACUCAGCGGCAGCUGCGGGUGUCGAGCGGAGCCCAGUGGCACAGGUUCAUUGCCUACUCCCUGUACAGCUGGCUGCUGCCUGGGGCCGCCACGGUAGUCCUGGUGUUGGUGGACCAGAUAGAGCCAAGUGGCUUGCCUGAAGAGCUCCUGCCACGCCUGGGAAAGACGUGGUGCUGGUUCAGCCACCGCAAGGCGCUGCUAGCAUUUUUCGCGGCGCCCAUGAUGUUCCUCAUCGUGAUGAACUUUGUUUUCUUCGUCAGCACCGCCGUCAUCAUCACGCAGACCAGCAGCACGGCGGCGGCCUCCUCGGCGCGGGGCAACAACCCUCGGGGCCAGUACAAGAUGUACCUGAGGCUUGGGGUGCUGAUGGGCUUCACUUGGGUGAGCGGCAUCGCGGCGGGCUACUUGGACUUGGAGGCGCUGUGGUACGUGUUCGUGGUGCUCAACACGUUGCAGGGUGUCUUCAUCUUCCUGGCCUUCACUUUCAGGACCAGGGUAUGGCAGGGCAUGGGCGCCACAUUAACCAAAUUGGUGCAGCGAGGCCUGUCCAAAGUGACACGCCGCUCCCCGCCGCCUGACAUCCAAGGCUUUGAGUUGAGCCACACGCCAGAGACCACAUCCGCCUCCUGCUACACGCCUAGCAACUCCCUGGAGGACUACUGAUGCGGCACCACCUCAGCUCUCAGCCCUCCGUCCGCUAGGCCCGCGGGAGUGAUGGCUGCAGGCCGGCACAGAGGUGCUGACCAGCGGCCUGCCACGUACCGUCAGGCUGGUGUUCAUUUUGCCAAAUACUUUAUAAUUAUGUAACCUAUAUUGUGUAAUAUUUAUAUUUUGUAUCUUAUAAGUGUACAGUUGUAAAUAGCUAGUCUCAUUAAUCAUGCAACAUUCAUAUAGACGCUUCAUAUUGUAAACUCCAAAAUGCCUCACCAUCCCCACAAAUGCUUCAAGACUGAAUAAAUGAGAAACGUGA
Messenger RNA from Portunus trituberculatus (swimming crab), 3294 nucleotides. RefSeq lists its product as uncharacterized. Bases 225 to 2987 code for a protein of 920 amino acids. NCBI's taxonomy places the organism in Eukaryota, Metazoa, Arthropoda, Malacostraca, Decapoda, Portunidae. Gene Ontology annotation, molecular function: G protein-coupled receptor activity. Gene Ontology annotation, cellular component: membrane. The record is from RefSeq and is a predicted model, not a curated record. The transcript has a single exon. Gene Ontology annotation, biological process: G protein-coupled receptor signaling pathway; cell surface receptor signaling pathway.